UGUCUGGGCAGAUCUCGCAAGCCUUAUUGGGUUCGAAGCUCGACGUGCUCACCCUGGAUGGGAUGGUAGAGCUCACGGUGCCAGCUGGGAUUCAGCACGACACCAUGCUGGUCAUGCGGGGCAGGGGUGUGCGGGAACUUCAGGGGUCCCGACGGGGCAAUCAGAUCGUCCACGUCAAGAUCGAGAUUCCCAAGACGCUGAGCAGCAAGCAGAAGGAGCUGAUGCAAGCCUUCCAGGAGGAGGAAGAGAAGAAGAAGGCAGGAGGUCGGGGAGGGGGAGGCUGCUCCUCUUCGUCCUCCUUUUUCACGGGCGGGUUCCAGGGGAGGGUGAAGGAGGCGUAUGCGCGCAUCAAGGAGUAUUUGGGGAAGGAGAAGGAGAAGGAGAAGGAGAAGAAGUCCAAGGAAAAGAAAAAAAGCAGCGCAAGCGCAUGAAUGAUGAUGGAAGGGCCAGAGGGAUUCCAGAAGAUAAGGGCAAUUUCGUAAAGCAAUCCAAUUUUGACGGUCGGUCAA
Messenger RNA from Nannochloropsis gaditana CCMP526, 509 nucleotides. Its product is annotated as chaperone protein. The record is from RefSeq and is a predicted model, not a curated record. Bases 63 to 431 code for a protein of 122 amino acids. The transcript has 2 exons. Gene Ontology annotation, biological process: protein folding.